AUGCUACGACAGUUUGUACAGAGCCGGUUCAAAACAACUUGGGCGAGCGACUCGCUCGAUCUGAACGCGGCAUAUUUCCUCCAAGGCGCAUGUAGGGGCACGUCACCCCCUCAGGGGGCGGCUACCGAGGGGAAGACACACCCCGCGAUAUCGGCCCGCAGUGUUGCG
Messenger RNA from Iphiclides podalirius (scarce swallowtail), 168 nucleotides. The record is from the annotation of a GenBank genome assembly. NCBI's taxonomy places the organism in Eukaryota, Metazoa, Arthropoda, Insecta, Lepidoptera, Papilionidae.